CCCGGCCGGGAUUUGAGGGUAUAAAAUAAAGGAACACUGUGCGGGAGGCAUUGCUGAGCUGGAGGAGCAUAUAAAUAGUGUAAAGCUUGUCAAAUUCUCUCAUCGCUGCGCGCACAGUGAGACGUCGCUGUCUGUUUUCUCUCAAUCCCAAGCACCAAGCUUUCACCCGGUCGGGCGGCAGCACUGAGGUCACCAUGGCCGGGGAAGGCUCCGACCAGCGGGCGCUACAGUAUGAACAAACUCUGAUGUAUGGGCGCUACACCCAGGAGCUGGGGGUGUACGCUAAAGAAGAGGCAGCUCGACUGAGGGAGAGUGGGCAGAGGCGUUCGGUCAGUGAGCGAAGCCGAAACUUGGACCUGCUGGAAUAUGACAAAGGACGCUGUGCCAAAUGUCGCAUUUGCACGGUUCGCUGCCAGAAGUUCCUGAUCUCGAGGGUCGGGGAGGACUGGAUCUUCCUUAUCCUGCUGGGUCUCCUCAUGGCAUUGGUCAGCUGGGUAGUGGAUUUCUGCAUUGCCAUCUGCCUACAAGCACAGAAGUGGAUGUAUGGUGGCCUGGACAGUAACGUUUUCCUGCAGUACCUGGCUUGGGUCACAUACCCUGUAGUCCUCAUCACCUUCUCUGCUGGCUUCACUCAGAUUCUCGCGCCGCAGGCUGUUGGUUCAGGUAUUCCAGAGAUGAAGACCAUCUUGCGAGGAGUGGUGCUGAAGGAGUAUCUCACCUUCAAAACGUUUGUGGCUAAAGUCAUCGGCCUGACUUGUGCCCUGGGCAGUGGAAUGCCGCUGGGCAAGGAGGGUCCAUUUGUCCACAUUGCCAGUUUGUGUGCAGCUCUCCUCAGCAAGUUUAUGUCUUUAUUUGGAGGAAUUUAUGAGAAUGAGUCAAGGAACAUUGAGAUGCUGGCUGCAGCCUGUGCAGUUGGAGUAGGUUGCUGCUUUGCAGCCCCAAUAGGAGGUGUGUUGUUCAGUAUUGAAGUAACAUCCACAUUCUUUGCGGUGAGGAACUAUUGGAGAGGUUUCUUUGCAGCUACCUUCAGUGCCUUUAUCUUCAGAGUGCUUGCUGUUUGGAACAGAGAUGAAGAGACCAUCACAGCCCUUUUUAAAACUCGGUUUCGGCUAGAUUUUCCAUUUGACCUCCAGGAGCUUCCUGCUUUUGCUGUCAUUGGCAUUGCCAGUGGUUUUGGUGGAGCUUUGUUUGUGUACCUGAACCGUCUUAUUGUCCAGUUCAUGAGGAAUCAAAAGGCCAUCAACAGAUUCCUCAUGAAAAAACGUCUUCUAUAUCCAGCACUGGUAACUCUACUAGUUUCCACGCUAACAUUUCCGCCUGGCUUUGGACAGUUCAUGGCUGGCAAGGUAGGUUAAUCAUCAAAAUAAGAUGUAUUGUGGACAUAUUUCUUGUUGUUGUUACUGCACACAACGUCAUUACAUCUAACCAAGACAGGCAUUUCCAACCAGAUGAACUUUCCUAAAAAUAGUGAAUGUCAUCGAAAUCCAUUUGGAAAUCUUUUUUUAUAAAUAUAUCUUUUUCUUCCUAAGUUCUGGAUGUCUGCCCUGGUCACAACUAUUCCAGUACCCUGUGGGGCCUUCAUGCCAGUAUUUGUUAUAGGGGCAGCAUUUGGUCGUCUGGUGGGAGAAAGCAUGGCAGCCUGGUUCCCAGAUGGCAUUAACACAGACGACACCAUCUACCCCAUUGGACCAGGAGGCUACGCUGUUGUUGGUGCAGCAGCAUUGUCAGGAGCGGUCACCCAUACAGUCUCCACUGCAGUGAUUGUGUUCGAGCUGACUGGGCAGAUCUCUCACAUCCUGCCUGUAAUGAUAGCAGUGAUUCUCGCCAACGCAGUGGCACAAUCCCUGCAGCCCUCCCUCUACGACUCAAUCAUCCGGAUCAAGAAGCUACCCUAUCUCCCAGAGCUGGGAUGGGGACACCAUGAGAAGUACAAUAUUCGUGUGGAGGACAUCAUGGUGAGGGACGUGCGCUAUAUCACACUCAACUGCUGCUACAGAGACCUGCAUAAUGUCCUGCUGACGGGUCACCUCAAAACUCUGGCACUGGUGGAAUCAGCUGCGUCCAUGAUUCUCCUGGGCUCCAUUGAGCGUGCUCAGCUCCAGUCGCUGCUCUGCAUGCAGCUAGGACGCCCUCGCCGCCUCGAGUUCAUCAGAGAGCGGGCAACAGCAGAGAAGAAGCGCCUGUCUGUUGUCUCCAACUCUGACUGCGAGGAUAACCACCAGAGAACAAGUCAGGAGGUCCGCUUCCAGAUCUCAACUGAAAAAUCAUCAUUCAGUCCCACUCAUCCAGUUUCUCAGAAGCCCCUGAAACCUGCUCUGAAGAGACCCUCUGUAGUGGAGCGGCCCACUGAUAUCCCCAUCGGCUCGCAGGAUCAUUCAAGCAACUCUAGUCUAAAGAACUUGUUUUGUGUCGGUCCAGAUGUAGAAGUCAUGGAGAAAAACAACAAUGUCGAGAGCCCCAUGUCUCCUGAAAACAGGAGGCCGUCAAAACGAGUCCGGAUAUCUGUUGUGGACGAUGGCGAUGUGGAAGAUGAUAUGACGAUCAGAGAGAUUGCAGAGUGGGAAGAGAUGCAGCUUGAUGAGCAGGUCAACUUUAACAAUUGCAAGAUCGACCCCGCCCCAUUCCAACUCGUGGAGCGCACGUCAUUGCAUAAGACCCACACCAUCUUUUCCCUGCUGGGCCUCGACCACGCCUAUGUCACGAGUAUUGGGCGUCUCAUUGGGGUCGUUUCCCUGAAAGAGCUUCGCAAAGCAAUCGAGGGUUCUGUGACGGUGAAAGGCGUGAAGGUGCGUCCACCUCUGGCUAGCUUCCGGGACAGCGGCACCAGCAGCAGCGAGAAUGAGGCCACGGAGCUCCACAAGCUGUGGGAUCGCCAAAAGAGCAUGUCGCUGCCCGGCGAACACACCCCAUCGGAGUCCGACGAAAAGUCCCAGUGAUGCCUGAAAUAGGUGGAGGAAGCGUCAAAGGGGGACUUGCUGAGGGCCGUAAUUCCCAAAUUCCUUUGGGCUUCGGAUCAAUACUUAAUAGUGGAAAGAGUUCUGCUGCUCCGCCAAUCUUUUCUUCUUUCAUCCUCCUGCACUGUUGCCAUAAAUUCUACAGGAAACUCGCAAGCUCCAUUCCAGACACUCCACAGGGGAGCAGAAUACAUCACAACUUGUGCCCUGCUCAGUACCAGCCACUCGUGGUCAAGUCUUUUAAAAAAAAAAAAAAAAAAAUAAGGGAUGUUCUCAUGCAAACAUUGAUUAGUUCAUGUAUCUCGUAUUGUCCUGAUAAUAGUGACCCAGUCUUCCAUUUGGUUUUCCACUAUGGGUACUGUAAGUAUGAAAGCAUAGCUGAUACUGUAUGCAUGUUUGAUUAGGGAGGCAGAGAUACUGUAUUUAUUUUUUUUUUUUUAUUGUCUCGCACUACUUUUUCUUAAUGGCACUAGUUUUCACACUGGAAAGGUGAAUCGUUGGCGUUCUCAACACUACAAGAUUAUGAACGACGCAAGCAGUCAUGCCCAAGUUGACUAAUGUACACUCCUUUCCUGUGAGUCGCCACGGACAUAUGGUACACACAAACAUGACUGCAGUAAUGCUCUAAAGGUUUUCUGCUAAUCGAAAUAUAGCUCUUACCGAUCAGCGAAGGUUGAGAGGACGGUAAUGGAAGGAAGUGAGCAAGGGAGGGAGAGAACGAGUAACAGGAAACAAAUGGACGGCAGUAAGAUUGAACCUAUCGUUACCCAACCAGCUGCUCUCGGCCUCCUUAUCAAUCAGUCUUUGAUCACGAUAUUAGCUAAUGUCCAUUACUAUUCGAGCCCCCCCCCCCCCC
This is a messenger RNA of Phyllopteryx taeniolatus (common seadragon), 3810 nucleotides long. Its product is annotated as chloride channel protein 2-like. Gene Ontology annotation, molecular function: voltage-gated chloride channel activity. The record is from RefSeq and is a predicted model, not a curated record. NCBI's taxonomy places the organism in Eukaryota, Metazoa, Chordata, Actinopteri, Syngnathiformes, Syngnathidae. Gene Ontology annotation, biological process: chloride transport; transmembrane transport. Gene Ontology annotation, cellular component: membrane. The transcript is spliced from 24 exons.